UCUCGACCGCCCUCCCUUAUCUUGGAAGGUUUCUUGAGGGUGCAAAUGCAACAGAUCGGGCAUCAAUACCAGAAGAAAAUAAGCAAAUAUUCUUCAUGUCAAAUGACAUCCUAGAUACUCAGAAGGGAGAUCUGGCUUGGGCAUCGUAUGCUCUUUUACGCAACACGAACAGCAUGUCAGUGAUUAUAGCAGUUAAUGAUGUAAUAUGCGUACGUGGCUACUGGAAUACACCUGAAGAUAAAGAUGCUUCAAAAGAUCAUCUACUGAAUUGGUUCAAUAGUCAGAUUCAGAAGACUGGGUUUUUUGACCUAAAAGACAUGUUAUACUUUCCUCAAUGCUCAGCUACAGAAUCUGAACUUGGGACUCUACUACCUAAAGGAACUCUGUCAGCGCUAAUACAACCAGUGAUCAGAACCUCUGAUCCAGUUGUUAAUUUUGCAAUGAAGAAUGAAGGAUUUAUCCUGCUGGCAUCCAGUGUCAAAUAUGCAUAUUCUGAAAAAGAUAGAGCUUGGAUCAGAGCAGUUGCUAAUAAAUUUUUGCAUAAAAUUUCGAAGGAUUUGUAACAUCUCAAUGAGAUGUAUGGGAGGUUGUAAAAGAUGGUUUUGUUAAACCAAGUGCGGAGGGAGAAGCAUGAAUGGGUAAUGAAGCAACGAAACAACUUAACGAUCAAAGAAAGAGGGAGAAGAAGGCCUUGUUCACAAGUUACCAAGGCCUUGAUGAAGCAAUGUUCGAGAUUAUUGCUCCAUUGAGGACAUCAAAGGAGGCAUGGGAUACUUUACAAAGAGCAUUUGGUGGUAUGGUCAAAGUGAAAAAAAGAUCUACCUACAAGCUUUAAGAGAUGAAUUUGAAAAACUACAACAAGGUACCUCUAUAUCAAUCUCCGAUUACUUCUCCAAAGUUAUUUUUAUUAUUAACCAAAUGAGAAGUAAUGGUGAAUAAUUAAAUGACUAAAGAGUAAUGGAGAAAAUUUUAACAUAUUUAGAUCUGAAGUUUGAUUUCGUUGCCGUAGCAAUUGAAGAAUCCAAAAACCUAGAACAAAUGUCAUUGGAACAACUAAUGGGUUAUCUUCAAGCAAAGGAACAAAGGCUUACAAGAAAAGGAGAAGAUAAGUCAUUAGAGCAAGCUCUACAAACUAAACUUGCUCUUGAGAACAAAGGAGAACCAAAGUCUCAAAGAGGUAGAGGUUGUGGGCAACAAGGAAGAGGAAGAGGUCAACCUACCUAAGAAGCACAAAACAACCAAAGUGAAUGAGACAACAUAGGCUAAAGAGGUCGAGGUCGAGGCCGUGGACGAGGGAAAUUGGAGGUAUGAAAAAUCUCAAAUUCAAUGUCAUGUUUGCAGGAAGUUUGACUACUAUGUUACAAAAUGCUAUUAUAAUCCCAACAAUGCAAGUCAGAAUGCAAAUUUUGCAAAUACAAAAGAAAAAAAAUGACAAUCCCGUUUUACUGAUGGCUAAUGAUGAUAUAAAAGAUAGCCAAUCUAUAACAUGGUAUCUAGACACAGGUGCUUCCAAUCAUUUGAGCGGCUAUAACGAACUAUUUGUCGAAACUAAUGCAAAUUACUUUGGUAACUUUUGAUGAUUUGUCACCCGUAAGAGACAAAGAUAAUUUUUUUUCUUGAGCUCAAUAAUGGGAAGCAAUUAUGGAUUUCAGGUGUUUACUAUGAUCUUGAUAUGAAGAAUAAUAUUUGAAUAAUAUUUUAAGCUUGAUUCAGUUGCUUGAAAAAUGAUAUGAUAUUAAAAUGAAAGAUUUAUUUCUUUUAAUUCGUGACAAAAACAAGACCAAUCUCUCGUAUGAAAAUUGACUAAGAACAAGAUAUUUAUUACAAGGAUUGAAAUUUUGUAUCGUACCGGAGUUUCGAGAUUCGUUCGGUAUGGCAUGGUAUUGUAUAA
Molecule: messenger RNA, 1891 nt
Organism: Musa acuminata subsp. malaccensis (wild Malaysian banana)
Lineage: Eukaryota; Viridiplantae; Streptophyta; Magnoliopsida; Zingiberales; Musaceae
Source: RefSeq, a predicted model, not a curated record